Penicillium pulvis is the source of this 633-nucleotide messenger RNA. Its product is annotated as CENP-X/MHF2 family protein. Gene Ontology annotation, biological process: kinetochore assembly; resolution of meiotic recombination intermediates; replication fork processing. Gene Ontology annotation, cellular component: Fanconi anaemia nuclear complex; FANCM-MHF complex. Gene Ontology annotation, molecular function: protein heterodimerization activity. NCBI's taxonomy places the organism in Eukaryota, Fungi, Ascomycota, Eurotiomycetes, Eurotiales, Aspergillaceae. The record is from RefSeq and is a predicted model, not a curated record. The transcript has 2 exons. Bases 1 to 633 code for a protein of 210 amino acids.
AUGGCUGGUGAACCCCAGCAAAAGCGGCGCAGGCUCCCUUUCAAGCCUCCAAGCCGCACCUCAAGCGCUGGACCAUCGGCGAUGCCAUCAGCCGCCAAAGAGAAGGGCAAAGCCAAGGAAAGCACCAAACCCACAUCUAAAGCUACAUCAACAUCAACAUCCAAAAUCCAGCCCACAAGCUCCUCUUCCAAGGCCACAUCCAGCAAACGACCCCAUGAUGAUACACUGAGCGCAUUACCCGCAACCCCAUCCGACUUUGCGUCCGAUUCCGAGUCCGAAACACCAGUCGGCGAACGCGAGCGGCCCCUCUCCGAAGAACCGGAUUACAUGCUCGCAGAAAUCACACACCGAACACCACAAGAGAACAUUGCGAUCGGAACCCCACAAAUUCAUUCCAAGCUGUUGACGGCCCUAUUCCAUCAUUUCUUCAAAAAUGAAAAGACUCGCAUUUCGAAGGACGCCGAUGCUCUGAUGGCGAAGUAUAUGGAUCUAUUUGUGAGAGAAGCCAUUGCGCGUGGAAAGUUGGAGAGGGAUCUGGUUAAUGAGAGCAAGGGGACAACGGGCCCUGCGGAUAACUUUAUUGAGGUCGAGGACCUGGAGACUUUAGCACCGUGGCUUGUCAUGGAUUUCUAG